AUGAGACAUUUUUCGGAUUUUCCCGAUGAAAUUUUAUGUAAAAUAUUUGAAUAUUUAAGUCCAUUUGAUGCACUUUAUUCUUUUAUUAAUCUUAAUAUUCGUUUUAAUCAUUUAUUAAUUCCAUUUAAACGAUAUAUUGAUUUAACUUAUUUAUCAUAUGAACAAUUUAUGAAUUAUAUUAAUAUUAUUUUACCUAUAAUAAGUCAAGAUGAACAAUUAUAUUUUAUGAAAUUAGGAAAUGCACGAACUCCUGGUCAGAUAGAAUUAUUUAAUAGAUUAAUGAAUGAUAAAAUUUAUCGUAAUUAUUUUAAUUAUAUUGAUAAAAUUCUUAUUGAAUCACCUCGUUUAAAUGAAUUAAUUAAUUUUGUUGAAAAAUUUCUUUCAUCUUUAUCAAAUUUAAUAUCACUUUCAAUUACAAUUGAUAGUAUACGUGAUGAAGAUUUUCAAAAAUGGACACAAUUAAUUGUUCAUUCUGUUCUUUCAAUAUCAACAUUAAUUAAACUUUCAAUUGAAAUGCCUACUGGACUUGUUCUUUCACGUUUAUCAAAUACAAUUAUGUUAAAUUCAUUAAUUGAUUUAACAUUAAAUGUUACACUUGUUACAGAUUUACUUAUUCUUAUACAACGUAUUCCAAAUGUUGAAAAUCUUUCAAUACGUAUUGGUUGGUGGACAAGUGGUGAUCGAACUUUAGUUAAAAUGCUUGAUGAAAUGCGUUUAAAUAAUAAUAGAAAAUCAUUUUUAAAUAAUUUAAAAAGUUUUCAUUUAACUAUUGAUUCAAUAUUAACAUUUCAAUUUGAACAUCUUGAACAAGUAUUAUAUAGAAUUUUGAAUAGUGAAACAACUUAUAGUUUUUGUUUUAUAUUACGACAUUGUUUAAAUCAUAAUAGUGAAUUAACACAAUUCAUUGAUGGUCAACGAUGGGAAAAUUUAUUAUCAUCAUAUUUAUUAUUAAAUCAAUUUGAUUUAUUUAUUCGAAUAACUGGAUGUUUUUCAAUUGAAGAAGAAAAUUAUAAAAUAAAUUCAUUUAAAUCUAAAUAUUUUCUUGAAAAAAAAUGGUUUUUUUCUUAUUUUAAAUAUUCAUUGAGAGAUAGUAUUAUAUUUUAUUCAAUUCCAUAUAAAAAUAAAGAAUUAUUUGAUAUAUCAAUAAAUAAUCAUGAAAUAUUUAAAAAUUUUCCUAUUAAUUAUACAUCAAAUUUAUUAAUUGAUCAAACAAAUAAUGGAUCAUAUCAAUUUAAUUAUUCAACAUUUUAUUUUAUGUUAAAACAUUUUCCUUCUCUUCAAGAAUUACGUCUUAUUCAAUUUAAUAUGAAUUUUUCGAUAAUUAAUCCAAUUCAUAUUCCAUCAUUACAUACAUUAAAAAUUGAAAAAGAACGAAAUGUAAAUUUAUCUAAACUACUUGAAUUAUUACCUUUAAUAAAUACAUUAUUUAUACCUUAUUUUGCUAUUGAUGAUCGAAAUAAAUCAUCAGAUGUUUAUCAAUAUAAUCGAAUAAGUGAAUUAUCUUUAAUUGAUAUUCCUGCAAACGAUAUUAAUCAAAUUCCAUUAUUUUUAAAUCGAUUUCCUAAUUUACGUUUUCUUCAUAUUCAUAUAUACAAUCAACGUAUGACCGAUGAAUAUUUAUUAAUAAAUUUGAAUGAAAUUAUUCAAAAGUUUCAUUCAAUUAUUUAUUUGAAAUUACAAUUAGAAAAAGAUGUUAAUUCAUCUGUUAAUUGGAAAGAACAAUGGAAUGGUCGAGUAAAAAUGUAUUUCACCGAUAUCAUCUUUGUUGGAGUACUUGUACAUCUAUGGUUUUGA
This is a messenger RNA of Rotaria sordida, 1794 nucleotides long. Lineage: Eukaryota; Metazoa; Rotifera; Eurotatoria; Philodinida; Philodinidae. The record is from the annotation of a GenBank genome assembly.